This is a messenger RNA of Poecilia latipinna (sailfin molly), 3959 nucleotides long. It is a transcript of the gene prpf4bb, whose product is annotated as pre-mRNA processing factor 4Bb. Gene Ontology annotation, biological process: peptidyl-threonine phosphorylation; peptidyl-serine phosphorylation; mRNA cis splicing, via spliceosome. The annotation marks the transcript as partial. NCBI's taxonomy places the organism in Eukaryota, Metazoa, Chordata, Actinopteri, Cyprinodontiformes, Poeciliidae. The record is from RefSeq and is a predicted model, not a curated record. The transcript is spliced from 15 exons. Gene Ontology annotation, molecular function: protein serine/threonine kinase activity; ATP binding.
AACAGAAAGCAAGACCUGGAGACAAAUGAGAGGAGUGGAAAUGAAGACAGUGGAGACGUGUCAGAAGAAGAAGGGGAAGAGGAGCAAGCUGGAACUAAUGGUGAGAAGACUGAGGAAGGGUCCAAGCAUCACAGCAGCAGCAGCGGGAAACACAAGAGGAAAAAACACAAACAUCGCAGCAAGCACAAAAAGCACAAACACGCAGCCGAGGAAGACAAGGACAAGAAGCGUAAGCAUCGUCACAAACAUCGGAAGCAUAAACGCAAAGAGACCUCCUCCCCCGCCGAAGAUGCCCCCUUCGUCUCGGCCGGCAACAGGAAGGUGGAAUCCUCUCCGUCCUCCGGAAACCCGAGUCUGGACGACCGGGCCGUGUUGGAGGACCUGGAGAAGCAGAGGGCCCUGAUCAAAGCUGAACUGGACAACCAGUUGAUGGAGGGGAAAGUUCAGUCUGGCAUGGGCUUGAUCCUGCAGGGGUAUAACUCCGGAUCCGAGGAGGACGGAGAGGCGAGGUUCAGAAACGGAGAACAGCGUCCAAGGGGCAGCUCAGGUAAACUCAUAUCUCCCAGAGGGGAAAAAAGUGGGAAAUCUAGAAGGGACUCAACAGAUGGCAGUAAAUCCGUCUCCAAGCGUCGCAGUCGGAGCAAGUCUGCAGAUAAAGCUGCUAAGGAGGCAAAGCCAGACAAGGGGACCAAAAGCAGCAAGGAAGCUGCAGUUAAAGACCGAAGCCGAGCAAGGAGCAGGUCAAAAGACAGAAAACAGUCAGCCAGCACAGAUCGCUUCAAGGAGAAAAGGAAGUCCAAUUCCCCUCCCAGCUUCAGGAACGAGCAGAAGGUGAGUCGCACCGACAAGCGUUCGCCUCCGCAGCGAGAAGAAAGACCAAACCAGGACAGAACGAGCAGACGCUCCAAAUCGCCCGUCCGAGAACGGCCGAGUCGCUCAGACGCCGACCGCGACAAACGGCCGGCGAAGUCGCCGUCCAAGGACGCUUCGCUGGGGAAAGAGAACCGCUCUCCUCAUAGACGAGGAGGCCACAGCCCAGCAAGGAAACGCAGCGCCUCCCCCCGCCACAGAGACACCCACCACACCUCGGCCAGCGCCUCGGACCGGAUUUCAAAACAUUCUCCACCCAGAAGGUCUCCGCCCAGGAGAGCGCGCAGUCGCUCACCGGACGCCAGGAGGAGGGAGGUAGACAGACAGGACUCCCCUCUAAGAAAGCGAUCCAGGGCCGAUGCCGGACCACUCGGAGACAGAACACGGGAGAAGAGUCCCAGGUCGGUGUCUCGUCGCAGAGUGAGUCGCUCUCCUCUGAGGAGGAGGUCUCCAUCGCUGCCACGACGCUCUCGCUCCUCGCUUCGCAGGCGAAGCAGGUCUCCACUCAGGCGCAGGUCUGGUGAGAGAGACCGGUAUGGAAGACUCCGCCAGUAUCGGCGCUCAAUGUCCCGGGAUCGGGAGAGAAGAAGACGACGCAGCAGAGAUGAAGACAAGUUCAAAGGAAGCCUUUCAGAGGGAAUGAAACUUGACCAGGAAUCUUCAGACGAUGAAAUGUUGGAAGACUUCGAAGGUGAGGAGAUCGAUGAAGAAGCUCUUAUUGAGCAGCGCCGUCAGCAGCGCAUGGCCAUCGUCCAGAAAUACAAGACGGCGAACGAGGAGACCAACAUGGUGUCGGAGCCCAGCAGCCCUCAGAGCAGCACACGUAGCCGAUCGCCUUCCCCCGACGACAUCUUGGAGCGCGUCGCCGCCGACGUCAAGGAGUACGAACGGGAGAACCUCAACACGUUCGAGGCCAGCAUCAAAGCCAAGCACAACCUCAUCGCCCAGGAGAAAGACGCAGCCAACCCAAAGAAGCCUUCAGCCCCCGACAUGUUUACAGAGUCAGAUGACAUGUUUGCUGCUCACUUUGACAGCGCCAGAAUGAGAGCAGCAGGUGUCGGAAAGGACUUCAAGGAGAACCCCAACCUCAGGGACAACUGGACCGAUGCUGAGGGUUACUACAGGGUAAACAUUGGUGAGACAUUAGACAAGCGCUAUGAUGUUUACGGCUACACAGGCCAGGGUGUGUUUAGCAACGUGAUCAGAGCCAGGGACACUGCCAGGGCUGGCCAGGAGGUGGCGGUCAAGAUCAUCCGAAACAAUGAGCUCAUGCAGAAAACCGGUUUGAAAGAGUUGGAGUUCCUCAGGAAGCUGAACGACGCUGAUCCCGACGACAAGUUCCACUGCCUUCGCCUCUUCCGCCACUUCUACCAUAAGCAGCAUCUUUGUCUUGUUUUCGAGCCUCUGAGCAUGAAUUUGCGAGAGGUGCUGAAGAAAUACGGCAAAGACGUCGGGCUCCACAUCAAAGCCGUUCGAUCGUACAGCCAGCAGCUCUUCUUGGCCCUCAAGCUGCUCAAGCGAUGCAACAUCCUCCAUGCUGACAUCAAGCCAGACAACAUCCUGGUGAACGAAUCCAAAACCAUCCUGAAGCUCUGCGACUUUGGCUCUGCAUCACAUGUCGCUGACAAUGACAUCACACCAUAUCUGGUCAGCCGGUUUUACAGAGCUCCAGAAAUUAUCAUAGGGAAGCCUUACGACUACGGCAUCGACAUGUGGUCCGUUGGCUGCACUUUAUACGAGCUGUACACCGGCAAAAUCCUGCUUCCCGGAUCUUCCAACAAUCACAUGCUGAAGCUGGCGAUGGACCUCAAGGGCAAGAUGCCCAACAAGAUGAUACGUAAAGGCUUGUUCAAAGACCAGCACUUCGAUCAGAACUUGAACUUCCUGUACAUUGAAGUAGACAAAGUGACUGAAAGGGAGAAAGUGACUGUAAUGAGCACCAUGAACCCCACCAAAGACCUGCUGGCGGAGCUGAUAGGCGGUCAGCGACUUCCUGAGGACCAGAGGAAGAAGGUCAUGCAGCUGAAGGACCUGCUGGAGAGCACGCUGAUGCUGGACCCGGCUAAGCGCAUCAGCAUAAACCAGGCUCUGCAGCACCCGUUUAUCCAGGAGAAAAUCUAACCCCCUAAACGCCACAAACACUCCCAAGAGCCGACGGGACAGAAUUGACCACUAAACCAGCUCUGUAAGGGACUCUGCAGCGAGGCGCCUGACCUCUACAGAUUUACAGAAUGUCAUCUUUUUUUUUUUUUUUUUUUUUUCCUGCUCCGCGUUACAUGUUUUCUUGUAAAUAGAUCACUGCAACGGUAGCCAUUCUGGACACGCUGACUUUCUCUUGGUUUUCAUGGUAAACCCUCCCCUCAUACGCUGCAAUGCAGUGACAGACUUUUUAUUUAACGGGCACUGGAGUUACAGAUGUUUAAAAGAAAACGUAUAAUUCCUGUAAAUACUUUAACAUCUAUUGCAUCAAACGAUAUCAAGCAGCAUACGGUUGAAUUUUGUCGUAGAAGCAGACGUCAUGUUUGGUUUUUAACCUGGCUGUGGGACGAUGCAUGCUUUUUGAAUGUGCACCCUCUGUACUCUGUAUGUGGUGCCAGCCUGUGUAAAUGCUCCGUGUCUGCAAACCCCGCGUCCCACAUGUAACGGUAAACCGCACCGACUUCAUCCCAUGCUCUGACACUUGACCCAAAUUGAAGGAAAAGAUGCAUAUGCAUUCUCGAUUAACUUUAAAUUUUUUUAUUUUUGUGUGUUUUAAUCCUUUUCCUUCCUCCUCCCUCCCCUGCACUCUGGCUACAUCCUGGCUCUAAAGGCUCUCACAUUCAAGUGCCUCCAGUAUGAGCCUGGUGUUUGAUGCACCAAACAAUGCUGGCAUGUAGAAGCCACACCUCUUCUCCUCGCCCUCCAAACGUUGUGUGUGUAUAUAUAGUCCACAGUUACUGUCCUUUCCUGUAUCUUUAAUUCGUUUCUUUACAUCCAGUGGUAAAACAAAUCUUGUGAUUUCAAUAAAUAGUCGUGGAAACGCUGCUGGAAGAGCACCUUCAGUAUCAAAUGGCUUUUUAGUAAUAAAAUGUUUCCCAUUAUUAAACAAA